AUGGCCAUCCUCAAGAACCUCGUCAUUGCGGUGACCGGCAGCCUCGAACACGAAAACACACAGCUCAAGAAAUGGAUCGAGGCCAACGAUGGUCGCUACUCCCCGAGCGUACGCAAAGGUGUCACGCACCUCAUCGCCGGCCAGGACGCCUGGAAGAAGUCCUCAGAUGCAGUACAGGCAGCCACAAAGCUUGGAGCCUUCGUUGUCAAGUAUGAUUGGCUCGAGGAUAGUCUGCAGAAGAAGAGGAAGCUCGCGGAGACGAGAUACACCUGGGAGUAUCUGUGGCAAGAGAAGAAGAAGAGGAAGAGAGGCAAAGAAGGCUACGGGCACAUGUACGUCCAAUCCCGGUCGCGCACAGUGUCCCGCAAGCCCAAGCAGUCGAAGAGCUUCUUCUUUGGAGACGUGGCCAACGUACCAUUUGUAUCUGCGGCGGACGACUUGAAGCAGGGGCGGGAGGAGCGGGAAGCAGCCCAGGCGAAGAAAGCCAAGGAGAGGAAUGUGCAAGCAAAGACUGGCCAUUCUACCUCAGCGCCCCCCGCCGCUCAGCCCUCCACCUCCGCUGAGACCGUCUGCUCCGCGUCGUCAACCUCAUCGCACACUCUCAGCGCGGCCUCCGUUUCCGAAGCCCCUGCUAAGAAACCCUCACUCAAAGAUCUGUAUCACUACUACCUCGACACCACGGGCUUCGAGUACAAGAUCACGCUCACACGGUGCAACCUGCGCGCCAACCAAAUCUCCCGCUACCGCCUCAGCAUCCUCGAGAGCCACACGAAGCCCCACGUCUACUGCACGUUCGUCGAGUACUUCCCGCCCAGCACCGCGCCCACGCCCGCGGCGAACGCGGCCUGCAUCCAGGCGCUGCUCGACUUCAACACGACCUUCGAGCUCGACACGCCAGACCCCGAUCCAGCAGACAACCACUCCUCAACCCCCGCCCCCGAUCCAUCAGCAGCCCACCCCGAAGCCACCCGCCUCACCGCCCUCCUCCACCCGCCACCCCCCAGCGCCUCGCACCCCUACAAAACCCUCCUCACCCCGCUCUCCUCCCCCUUCCCCCCCGCCUUCCACACCUUCCGCACCGCGUUCCGCGACCUCACCCUGCUGGCCUGGGAAGAGCGCCUCGACACCUCGCGCACCCUGUACAAGCAGCGCGCCGCGCGCUUCCGGGUCGAGCCGUUCGUGUACGUGAGGCCGGGGGUGGGGUUGCCGCUGGGGUUGCUGGCGCAGGGGGGGUGGGGGGUGGUUCCUGCGGUGCUGGCGGCGGGGGGCGCGGAUGGACGGACAGGCGCACAGACAUCGGGUGUGGGUGCGGGCGCGGGUGCCGCUACAGACCCGAACGUCUACAUCUACCCAACCUUCCGCCUCCCCGCGCUCGCGCACCCGCUCGGGACAGGCAUCAUCGGCUCCGCGGUGCGGCGCGACGCAGACGCCGCGCUGAAAGCCGCGACAGCCGCCCAACAAGCCGCCGAAGCAGCAGACAGAGCAGCAGACAGAGCAGCAGACAGAGCAGCAGACAGAAGAGCAGACAAAGCCGCCGCUGCGCCCCGAAGACCGGAUUUCAAGCGUCCGCUGUUCAAUGGCGUGACGGGGGUGCCGGAGGUGGAUGCUUGGGGGCGGCGGACGGGGUUUGCGAGGGGUGGUGGAGGGGGACAGUUCGAUCGCAGUGAUGGAGGGGGACGGUUUGAUCGCGGUGGACAGUUCGAUCGCAGUGGCGGCAUUGAUAUCGGAGCGCGUGGUCGUGCUUGGGGUGGCUCAGGAGGCGGCUCAGUAGGCGGUUCAGGAAGUGGAUCAGGACGCGGUUCAGCAGGAGAUGCGGGAUUUUCGGAUAUGCGGAUGCGCCACGCGCGGCCGUUUCCUAGAGAAAGGGGGCUUUGAGGGGGCUCUGGGGGGGCUUUGAGGCGGCUGUGAGGCGGAUAUCUGGGCGGAUAUCUAGGGCGGAUAUCUGGGGGAUAUCUGGGGCGGAGAUCGAGGCACGCUGCGUGCUAGGCGUGACAGCGCGGUACUCACGCUCUCUGGCGCGCACCGGCAGCAUGGACAUAGUUCUGAUGGCGUGCGUCCGUGAUCGGGGACACACGGGGUAGCGGCCUAAUAUGAGCAAGCCCGUUCGUUGUACGGCGCUGCGUGGAUGCUUGUAUACGUCACUCUCGAUUCGGAUUCGGGAUACACGACAUGCACCAGAAGCAGGUA
Molecule: messenger RNA, 2187 nt
Organism: Boeremia exigua
Lineage: Eukaryota; Fungi; Ascomycota; Dothideomycetes; Pleosporales; Didymellaceae
Exons: 2
Coding region: 1-1875 (624 amino acids)
Source: RefSeq, a predicted model, not a curated record